Argentina anserina (silverweed cinquefoil) is the source of this 699-nucleotide messenger RNA. RefSeq lists its product as uncharacterized. Gene Ontology annotation, biological process: DNA integration. The transcript has a single exon. Gene Ontology annotation, molecular function: nucleic acid binding. The annotation marks the transcript as partial. NCBI's taxonomy places the organism in Eukaryota, Viridiplantae, Streptophyta, Magnoliopsida, Rosales, Rosaceae. The record is from RefSeq and is a predicted model, not a curated record.
UUUUGCAACCGGACCAUUGAGGUGUUGUUGAAGAAGUAUGGAAUCAAGCAUAAGGUUGCUACGCCUUAUCACCCCCAAACAAGUGGACAAGUUGAGCUAUCUAAUCGUGAGAUCAAGAGAAUUUUGGAGAAGUCUGUUGGACCAUCACACAAGGAUUGGUCUCAACGAUUGGAUGAUGCUCUUUGGGCCUAUAGGACGGCAUACAAGACUCCUCUUGGCAUGUCACCAUUUCGAUUAGUUUAUGGCAAGACGUGCCAUCUUCCUGUGGAGCUUGAACAUCGUGCAUGGUGGGCUGUGAAGAAUUUUAACAUGGACAUUGAUGAGGCCGGAUUGCAUAGGAAGUUACAAUUGCAUGAGCUUGAAGAGAUUAGAAAUGAGGCAUAUGAUUCGGCAAUGGUUUACAAGGAGAAGACUAAGACAUUACAUGACCGCAUAAUUAGGAAGAAAUACUUUGUCGUUGGGCAUAAAGUUCUUUUGUUUAAUUCUCGACUUAGAUUGUUUCCGGGCAAGCUCCGUUCUAGGUGGCUUGGACCGUUUGUUGUUACUAAUGUUUUUCCUUCUGGUGCUAUUCAGAUCAAAAGUAUUGUGCAUGGAAAGGAAUUCACGGUCAAUGGACAUCGCUUGAAGUCGUACUAUGACAAUUUCGUUGAGCAUAACAUGGAGGAGAUCUCUCUCCUUGAUCCUACGGCAAGCACGUGA